AUGUCAAUUCUAUUAAAUUCCAUCGAUUGUCCAUAUUUAACAAAUGAUUGUCUUAAUUAUCUAAAUGAACACUAUUCAAUCUAUACAACAAAUGAGUUCGCAUUAUGGUUAAUAAAAUCGAAUGAUAAAACUCAUAAUUUAUCGUUAAAAACAAUUGAAUGUAUUCAAUCAUGUAUUAUAGCUCAUACUUGCAAACUUGAAAAUCGUUUAAUAUUAAAUAUAAAUUCAUAUAAAUUAAAUUAUUUUAUAUUUGAUAAUGAAAAUCUUUUGAAAUCUAAUCGUCAUUUAAUAUUUAUCUAUGAAUAUUUUAAUCAAAAUCAAUGGAAUAAAUUUUUUAAUAUAUUUUUACUUCGUUUAUUUCUUAAAAAUUCAUCAAUUAAAAUUAAAUAUUUAAAUACAAAUAUAAGUUUAUUUGAUUUAAAUUAUUUUUAUUAUCAUUAUUGUCAUUUAAAUGAAAAUAUAUCUAAACAACGAAAUGAAUUAUUUGAAAAAUAUUUUUAUUUUACUCAAUGUUUUGAUUUAGAAAUAUUCGAAAAUGAAUUAGAUUUUAUUGAAAAUAAUGAAAAUUUUAUUCAAAUAUUAAUUAUCGAUGAUUUUUUCUCAUUAAUUAAACCUUAUUUAAAUCUUGAUAAACGUAUAAAAGGAAAAAUUCUUCAAUUAACAUACCGUCUAAAUCGUCUUGCACAAAAACAAUCAAUAUUAAUUAUAAAUGGUUUAAUAUUAAAUACAAAAAAACGUAUAAAAAAUUUCGAUGAAAAUUUUGCAUUGAAAGAUGAUAGACGUUUUGAUUCAUUUCAUGCUGAUAAAUAUAUUUUAUUUCAAUCAUUAACAACAAUAGAAAAGAAUAUUUAUUUUACAAUUAUUAAUGAGAAUAAAGAAAAUAAUCAAUUGAUUAACUCAAAUUUAGAUCUUGAUCAAUGGAUAGAUGGUAAGUUUUUAAAUAAGUCCUAA
Messenger RNA from Adineta steineri, 951 nucleotides. The record is from the annotation of a GenBank genome assembly. NCBI's taxonomy places the organism in Eukaryota, Metazoa, Rotifera, Eurotatoria, Adinetida, Adinetidae.